GCAAGGCGUUCAUCCUGAGUUCCGAACCACAACGCUGAUGGAAGCAGCUCCGAAAUGCAAGUCAAAACAUUCAAAGCGGUCCGGACCGCCUUUGUGUGCUGCUUCAUCUUCGUAAUUCUGUGGCAGCUCUGCCUGAGUGAUAUCCACCCCUCGUUCCAGUUGACUCCCCUUGGUGCCUAUACCUCAACUCUUGAGGUCGACUGGUCCCGAUUUGCUUAUACCCAGUAUGCCACCAGCCGAGCCUAUCUCUGCAACUCAGUGAUGUUGUUUGAGACCCUGCAUCGCCUAGGCAGUCGAGCGGAUCGCCUGUUAAUGUAUCCAUCGGACUUCUCCACCGAUGACAACUCCAGGGUUGCGAAGUUGCUCCGCAAAGCCCGCGAUGAGUAUGGGGUCAAGCUGGUCCCAGUUGAGCUACAGCACCGAAAGGGCGUUUCCGACAAGACAUGGGCAGACAGCUACACCAAGCUUCUCGCUUUUAAUCAAACCCAGUACGAUCGCGUACUGAGCCUGGACUCCGACUCGACUCUUCUCCAGUCCCUGGACGAACUCUUCCUGCUCCCACCAUCACCCGUAGUCCUCCCCCGAGCAUACUGGCUCAGCCCCGCGAGCCGGACGAUGAGCACCCUAAUCGCAUUGAUCGAGCCCUCUGCGUCCGAGUUCCACCGCAUCCAACAAGCGAUCGCCAACGCCGGGCCGACCGAAUUCGACAUGGAGAUCGUCAACCAGCUGUACCAGGGCCGCGCGGGAAACAUCCCCCACCGGCCUUACUACCUCCUGACCGGCGAAUUUCGCGCCACAGACCAUAUCGCCUAUCUCGGCGAUCCGCAGGAAUCCUGGGACCCGGUCGAGGUCUUCAAUCAGACAAAGUUCCUGCAUUUCUCUGACUGGCCGCUCCCAAAGCCUUGGUUCCGGGCCAAUACAAGUAUCAUCGAGGCGAAUCAGCCAAGGUGUGAUCUGAGCCCUCAGACGGGCUACUUUGACGACUGUCGCGCGCGAGAUAUCUGGCGCGGCAUCUAUGAUGAUUUUGCCUCGAGACGACAGGCGGUAUGUAACAUGGCGGUCAAAGAUGUAUACAUAGUAUGAUGAUGUAUUUCCAUCCCCUCUUGUUCUUUGGUAUCAUGCUCUUCUCUUUCGUUGAAGGGGUUUAUUUUCAGUGUGCCUGGUUAGCAUGCUAUGUAGUUUUAUUGGGAGGUCCUCAGGACAGGAUCGUUUUUAUGGAGGUCUGAUGCGUAUAAGUCUUUUCAGCUCGAGAUCAUGGAUAGAUUAGAUCUGGUUUUGCUA
Messenger RNA from Aspergillus uvarum CBS 121591, 1281 nucleotides. RefSeq names its product nucleotide-diphospho-sugar transferase. Gene Ontology annotation, molecular function: glycosyltransferase activity. Lineage: Eukaryota; Fungi; Ascomycota; Eurotiomycetes; Eurotiales; Aspergillaceae. Bases 55 to 1083 code for a protein of 342 amino acids. The transcript has 5 exons. The record is from RefSeq and is a predicted model, not a curated record.